AUUUGUACUGUACAAAUGAACAAUCCCCUCGAAGAGAAAGUUGGUCAGCUAGAUCUGGGGACGAGGGACAGCGGGAUUCUCUUCAGGAUCCUUCGAGGAAGAAAAAUGGACGACAAGGUGUCCAUCGUCAACCGAAAAUCAGCCGAUAGCGGCAUCGGCUCGCUGAUUGAAGGGGACGGCGGCUCGCCUUCGGCGGCCCCCGAUCCUGACGGCAUGCAAAGCCCGACCAAACAGGACCCAGAAUCGGGGGACUCCGAGCCUGGAACACCUUCGCCCCUCAGUCCAACCAGCCCGAUCGUUCCUGAUCCCCCCAACGACAGGGCGACCAAGAAGGGUCCGUUUCGGCUGUGGUACUUGGGGAAGUGUGUUCUCGACCGCCGCUACACGUCGCCGAUGUUGCCAUGGGUCGUUGCGGAGCUGAGAAGAACCAGCGGCCCGGCCCGUCAAGAAAUCUCUCUGCAGCUCACCAAGUCCACCGUCCGCGGCUCGCCCCAGGGCGAAGACAACGGCGUCCUCUUCGAACACAAACUCCAACAAGUCGCCAGAAUGGCCAGGAAUCUGCACUACCCUACCUGCUUUGCAUACCUGACGAGGGAAUCUUCAGAUUCGCCCUUCGCAUUCCAUGCGUUUGAGGCACACGACUCAGAAAAGGUCCCAGAGAUCUUUGCAUCCAUCCGUCUGGCGACUAAGGAGUACCUGAAGGACAAUCCCCAUGUGGACAGCCGUUUGGAACAGGACAUGGACAACAAGACCUCCAAGUUCGAGGUCAUUUACUGCGGCAAGGUCGUGGUAUCCCACACCAAGGCCCCGCCCACCCUGAUAGACGACACCAUCGAGAAGUUCAAAAUUCACGACGCCGAGAAACUCAAGCAGCAGAAGAAGAGGCUCGGGUCCAGCUCCAGAGAGCCGGAGAAGGCUUCCAACAACUUGGCCAACAACAACUCCAAGGUGGGGUGUACGGAGGAGGAGUGUAGAUCGAGUCAGGAGGACCCGCGACUGAACAUCCACGUGUGCGAGACGCCGGACGCUGCCAACAGUGAGAAGAAGAGACAUCGCAGCAACAGUGGAGGAAACGUACAGAACAGGACCAUGUUAUUUCAGAUUGGGACGCUGGAAGUGAGCCUGAUCAGUCUGGAACGCAAGUCAGUCAUCCUGGAGAAGAACUUCAAGGACAUUUCGUUUGUAUCUCAGGGAAUCAAGCAAGCAGAGCAUUUCGGCUUCAUCUGCCGCGAGUCGAGCAAGAGCAGCCGCCACAUGUGCUACGUGUUCAGGUGCCAGGCAGAGUCUGUGGUUGACGAGGUGAUGCAGUGUCUGAAGCAGGCCUUCAACGCUGCAGCUGAGAGCCAGCGGACCCACAUCGUGUGCGAGACCUGCCCCAUGCACCAGUACCACAAGCUCGCUCUGCAGAUAGAAGGCUUGUACCCUCCCCGAGCCAAGGAAGUGAUCCAAGCUCAUCUCCAGGAGCUGGGAGACGCAGAUCAGACUGAGAUCACCGCCAGGAUCAAGAAUGCGGAACCGACGGGUGAGCAGGAUGAGAAUGAGAUCACCAUGGCGAUUCUGCGGAGCCUGUACGAGGGACGACAGAAGGUCCACACCCACAUCAGUGACAUCAGCCAAGAUGGACACCGGUAUCCAUCUAAGUUUGAUGUCAUCAGAAACCGGGCCAAGAAGUCUCUGGCAAACUCCUUCGAGAGCCUCCUGUCACGGCGUGCAUCGGCAGGUACCAUAUUUACGGCAAAGGGGAAAGGGAAGCAGCGUCACGCCAGCGAGCCGAUGGGGAAUGGACAGUCGGCCCGAGACCGCGCUGCAACCCUGGACUCCGGUGCUGCUGCCGCCGCUGCUGCUAAGGCCCGGGCCGCAGCCGUAGACUCUACCCGCAGGGAGAAGUUUUUCUUCACCCGUAGCAUUUCAAUGCAACAGAACCCAUCCAACAUCCCCCCUCCACUGAGACUAGUGGAAGACUCCCCUGGCCCCCCCACGUCCGCGCCCCCCACCCCAGGCAAGGAGGUGGAACAGAAGUUUGACCUUGAGGACUCGCCGUUCCAGCUGAGAAAACGCAGUAACACGCUGGACCACGUCCCGCCCAGGCGUAACAUCAUGAAGGACAUCAAGUCAUCGCCGCUCGCCUCCAGAUCAUCCAGCAAGGACAGUCUGUCUGACAGCUCAAAUGGGAGCAAACAAAGACUACAUCAGAGCAUCUCAUCGCCCCCCGACACGCCCCAGGGGUACACCCCGCGCAGACGAAUGUCGUGGAGACAGGCCAUCUUCACCCGGGUGGUCACACCCGGCCGGAAUAACACAAUGCCAGGUACCUUGUAUGUGCAUGAGCUGGAUGAGACCCUGACCACGCCGGAGGCCAGCCCCAAGCUGCGCAGCGAGGAGAAGCCGAGAAAGAGAACACGGGAAGAGCUGCGAGCGCUGUGGAAGAAAGCCAUCAUGGAGCAGAUCUUACUCAUCAGAAUGGAGCGAGAAAACGUCAACCUCAAAGCCCGUAUGGAUGCGGUGGAGACCAAACGCACCAAGCUGGACUACGACGUGAUCCUGCCCUGCUCCAAGAACACCCUGGUCAUGUGGGACGGCAUGCUGGGAACUCCCAACAGGGCAGAGGUCAAGUUCAACCCUGACGAGCUGCUGGCUGUCGUCAGAGCUGGUGUACCCAAAGUGCGCCGUGGAGAGAUCUGGAGACUCCUGGCCGAGCAGUACCAGCUCAGGAACAAGCACAGCAACGCUCCUCCAGAAAUCCCCUACGAGGAACUCAUCAGACAACUCACAUCACACCAGCAUGCCAUUCUCAUUGAUUUAGGCCGCACCUUCCCGAGCCAUGCAUACUUCUCCACACAGCUGGGUGCGGGACAGCUGGCCCUGUUUAACCUGCUGAAGGCCUACUCACUGCUGGACAGGGAGGUGGGGUACUGUCAGGGACUCAGCUUCGUCGCAGGCAUCCUGCUCAUGCAUAUGACAGAGGAGGAGGCGUUCCACAUGCUGACCUUCAGUAUGUACCAGCUGGGCUUCAGACGGCAGUACAGACCUGACAUGGUGGCACUGCAGAUCCAGAUGUACCAGCUGUCUCGCCUGCUGCACGACAACCACCGCGAGCUGUACGAGCACCUGGAGAAGAACGACAUCGCCCCCACGCUCUACGCCGCGCCGUGGUUCCUCACGCUCUUCGCCUCACAGUUCCCACUGGGCUUCGUCACUAGAGUGUUCGAUCUGAUAUUCCUCCAAGGAACAGACGUGAUCUUUAAGGUGGCCCUGACGCUGCUGGGCGACCAUGAGGACCUGAUCAUGGCCUGUCAGGGGUUCGAGAACAUCGUGGACUUCAUCAAGAACCAGCUGCCAGCCCUGGGCAUGGUCAGCAUGGAGAAGGUCAUCACUAGAGCAUUUGAGCUGGACAUCUCCAAGCAGCUUCACGCCUACGAGGUGGAGUACCACGUCCUGCAGGAGGAGAUGAUCAGCUCUCCCCAGAGGGGGGAUGUCGACAGGAUGGAAAAGCUGGAGCAGGCCAAUCGCAACCUGAAGAGACAGAACAUGGAGCUGUUGGAAAAGCUCCAGACAUCACACAGCAGUAUUCACAGUUUGGAAGCCACAGUUGCCAGUCUUCAGUCAGAGCAGAACAAGCUGCGCUCCAGCGUGCAGACCCUGGAGAUCGAGCGGGCCGCCCUCCUCAACACUGUCACCAAGCUGCGCAGGCUUCUCCCCGACAACUGCCUCAUUGAGGAAGAGCUGAACUUCUCCAUCGUUAACGAGAUGCGGGCGAACGUGGGGCUACCUCCCCUCAGCAAGAACAACAGUAGCAGCUCGUCCGAGGACUUGGAUACGGAGGUGGCCAACAUUACAAACAAAACCAGGACAAUCAUCCCCAACCCGCUCAUGAGGCACAGGAACAUGAGCGGGGACAGCAUCGGUAGCUCAGUUAGCGCUGGGAGCACAGCUUCUUCUGAUCUGUUGUGUACGGAGAACUUACAGAACACAACAACAAGCACAUGUCGACCUCUCUCUACCUAAACCUGUACAUACAUAGAGAACGUUUGACUGUAGGUACUGUCUGUAUAGUAGGAUCAGUAGUGCCAGUGAGAGGUCCAACAGGAAAAUACAGAAAAAAAAGAGAAGCAUCUUGACAUGACACCAGUGGCCAACUUAUGUAUGUAGAUAUGUUACGACAGUGGCAAUAGGUAGUCAAAGAAAUCGUGAACGGACAGGGUGAAGCUAUAAUGUCACCCUCCAACUGGGAACAUGUUCACAAGAACAGAAAUGCACCAAAUAUACCUGUAUAUAAAGAUCUUUGUGUGAUGUGUUGUUGUGUGCUGUUGUCUGACAAAGUAAUGAUUGUUGUCUAGCUGCAGACAGUUAAAUCCAGUGUGCUUCUCUCAGUAUUGUUGCGUCCUCCAAUGCUUGCUUUAAAGUUGUCCGACCGUGAGCUGCUUGUUCUUUGGUGCUGAUUCCUAUAACUUAACAUAAACUUUGAAGCAGAGGUUUUUAAAAACUUCCCGUGAUGACGAACACCAUAUCGUAGCUACCAAAGGAAUGCUUACAGUGAUGUUGUGGAAUGCCCCAAUUGGUUGAAAGGCAGGGGUAAAGAGUACUACAUACACCACAGGGUGGAAUGUGCUUGCGAAUGAGAGACUAUAUUUACUGUAACGACAUGUAGAAUCUAUACCUCUAUGCAUAACCCCAGUGUCCUGCCAAGUACUAUACCUACCCAAGGGUUUGCUGGAUAUAUGUAUAGUUAAACAAGAAUCCUAUAUAAGAAAAGGGCAAAAAUAUGACUUAAAGGAAGUUGUAUAUACUAAUGUAGCUGUAACUUGUGACUAGUUAGUCUUUGGGAGGUAAAGUAGGGACGACAGAGUUCACUAAGGAGAUACCAUUGGCAUGGACGUGUAUGUAAAUAACUUGGUAUGGCCAUUUCAUGGUCUAUUGCUGUAGGUAUCAGGUCAUGACAGAUGUGUUCUGAACAGUGUUGACAACAAGGCUUUUCUGGUAGACAUAUGCUUAGAACGUUGUGCAAAUAUUAGAUCGAAGUAAAAACUAAGAGUUGACAGAUGGUUUUGUUUCUCGUACAAGUAACGUUACAGUGUUUUAGUAAGUAUAAUCUUGUAUCAAGGUAUUAUGAAGUUUACUUGCCGUUUUUUGUAUUGUUUCGUUUUAUACCUGUUAUAUUUUUGGUGCAAUGUUUAAUGAUGUUGUACAUUGUUUUAUGAUUUGAAAGGGGAAAAGCCCUGUUAUUUUAUGAUUUUACUUUGUCAUUUAUUGCAUCAUAACCAAACUGGAAUUUCUAGUCAUGUGUAGUGACUUCUUCCAGCUAUUUCAAUGAUGUUAAGAUUGUAUGACCGUUGUUAACAGUGUCAACAUUACUUGAGGCGUGCGUAAGAUGUAUGACAUGUAAUGAUUUCUUUUUAAUGCCAAUGGUGAUUUCUUUGUAUUUUUCAUUUAUGAAGGUCUUUAAGGGAUCAGUGAUGAUUGAAAAAAAUGUAUCCUUAUUUGUGGAAUCAGCCGAGCUGGCUUAGAGGGAACAAAAUCAUGAUCCAUUUCUUUUAGUUGAAUCCUAUGUUGUCAUGAUUCAGAGACAAAAAAAUAAGAUACAAACAUCGUGUUGUUGAAUAACUGUCACUAUUUGAAUGUACCAACAAGUUGUUGAAAAUGUUUUGGGUUGCUUAGCACGAAUGUACUUUUGUCAGAUUAACUGUAAAUAUUGUAGCCACUGUUCCCAGAGGACCAGGCAGGGUAUGGGAUAGUUGAGUGUUCUGCAUCAGUCUCGAGCACAGCAGUUCCUAGAUAAAUGUCACAAGCCACUGACAACUGAAUCUUUUACAUGUUAAGGGGUUGUCUGUUAUACAUGCCAUGACAUCAACCAUCAAUAUACAGUUAAAACCUUGUUGAGACUGGGACUUGAAAGGUUUGAUUUGGGUUCUCUGUAAGCUGUGUCUGAAACAACAUCAUGUGCAGAAACAUGGCUCUAGUUUGGUUAAAACUUGUAUCCACAGUGGAGCUGGUUUCUUGAGAAAAGUUGUCCUGACAUCCACUAGGAAAUAAUUUGUUGCCCAGCUUUUCAAAUGAGUUGAGUUUCUUUAGAAUUCAGUUUCUCAGAAAACCUGUCCAAACACUUUUAACCAGUCCCAGUCUGUACAGGGUCGGUAACAAAAUAAACUGUUUACACAAUGAUUCCAAUCCAGAAGUCAACAAGGUUUUGUAUGGAACCAUCAAGUACUUGUAUUUUGAAGGGUACUUUUCACUUAAAGCAAUAGCACUGGAUAGUUUACCUCACUGUACGUGGCAUAUAAAUAGAUAUUAUUCAGGAUGAAAUAUCUAUAACUUAAGAGUAAUACUCUGAACAUUUUUGUGUUUGUGUCUUUGAAAGAUUUACUGUACCUUUGAUGUGAUGGUAGGGCAUCAAACCGUGUGGAAAAGCCAUGUGGAGCUUGGGAGGGACGGCUGUCAUCUCAGUACAAACCUCGAAAGAAAGCAAUAAAAAUACUGGAAACUCA
Branchiostoma belcheri (Belcher's lancelet) is the source of this 6482-nucleotide messenger RNA. RefSeq names its product TBC1 domain family member 1-like. Lineage: Eukaryota; Metazoa; Chordata; Leptocardii; Amphioxiformes; Branchiostomatidae. The transcript is spliced from 23 exons. Bases 16 to 4005 code for a protein of 1329 amino acids. The record is from RefSeq and is a predicted model, not a curated record.